UAUCAACCUCCGGCGUCCAUGUAAGGGCAUGAUGCAAUGAGAAGUGAUACAGAUGAACGAUGAAAUUAUCUGGCCGGGCCCUUAGAUGGAGAUCAGAAAUUAGUCGAAGCAGUACCCAAGUACCCAGAAAGCGUCGCGCUGCUACAGCCUAAUGUCUGCGGAAGAAGCCACGGCGACGCCGCUCAGGGUGGCGGAAGCUCCUUCCGGAAAAAAGAAAGGCGAUGGUGGCGCUGGCGGAGGACGCGGCGGUGUCAGGAAACAGUACAUCGCUGCCAUAGCCGCCAACCUGUCGGCGGUGGCGGCCGGCGCGGUGCUGGGCUGGUCGUCGCCGGCGCUGGUGCGGAUGCCGCUGAACGCCGAGCAGCAGUCGUGGGCCGGCUCGCUGGUGGCGGUGGGGGCGACGCUGGGGCCAUGGGCCGGCGGCUGGGCGACGGGCCGCGUGGGGCGGCGCGGCGCGCUGCUGUGGGGGGCGCUGCCCUACCUGCUGGGCUGGGCGCUGCUGAUGGGCGGCCUCGCCUCCUUCUGGCUGCUGCUCGCCGCCAGGGUGGUGCUCGGCGUCGCCGUCGGCGUCACCUUCACCGCUCUCCCCAUGUACGUCGCAGAGAUAGCCGAGGCGUCGGUGCGCGGCGCGCUGGGGUCGCUGCUGCAGCUGGAGGUAUCGGUGGGCAUGCUGCUCAUCUACGUGGUGGGUCCGUACGUGACGUACCACGCGCUGGCCGCCGUCUGCGUCGCCGUGCCGGCCGUCUUCGCCGCCGUCUUCUUCACCCGACCCGAGUCGCCAUACUUCUUCCUCUACCAGGGCAACGACGAGGCCGCCGAGCGGGCGCUCCGGGCCGUCCGCGGAGACGACGAGGACAUCUCCGCUGAGUUCAGCGACAUGCAGGAGGCAGUGGAAGACGCGAAGAAGAACGAGGCGUCUUUCCGCGACCUGGUGUCGACGCGGGGCAACGUUCGCGCCCUCUACCUGACGCUGGGCCUGAUGACGUUCCAGCAGCUGUCCGGCAUCAACGCGAUGCUCUUCUUCGGCGAGGCCAUCUUCAAGAUGACGGGCAGCAGCAUCGACAGCAGCGUCUCGCUGAUCAUCGUCGGCUUCGUCAUGCUGGCCGCGUCGUGCACCACGCCGCUGCUCGCCGACCGCCUCGGCCGCAGGAUCAUGCUCAUCGCCUCCGCCAUCGGCAUGUGCAUCUCGCAGGUUGUCCUGGCAAUAUACUUCCAAAUGGCUUCAUCAGGAAAAGAUGUCUCAUCGCUGGGCUGGCUUCCUGUAACGACAUUCGUCAUGUACAUUGCCGUCUACCCACCUGGCUUCGGCGCGCUGCCGUGGGCCGUGAUGAGCGAGCUGUUCCCGGCCAACGUGAAGAGCGUGGCGUCGUCGCUGUCGGCGUCGGUGUGCUGGUUCCAGUGCUUCCUCAUCACCAAGUUCUUCGCCGACCUGGUGGCCGCCGUCGGAGAGGCGGCGCCCUUCUUCGGCUUCGGCGCCUGCUGCGUCGCGGCCGCCCUCUUCGUCUACUUCCUGCUGCCCGAGACCAAGGGCCGCACCCUCGAGGAGAUACAGGACAUCCUCAACUCGCGGUAGCCGGCCUCCCCGAGACCGCUGUUGUCCCAAAAACUACUACCCGCUCAGAGGAAGCGUCGACUUUCCGGGUGCACAAACCCAAGACGCUUGUGCGUGUCCAGAGAAAGUGCGUGACUUAAAAACGGUGGACUCCAGAACAAGUUUACUGCGGUGAUUUCGUUGGUUGGCUCCAGAAGGUCACCGCGAAACUGGAAUGACCUUGGCACAUGUGGCAAUUCGUACACUGCUAUACACUCCCUGGUACCUUUGCUACAUCUGAUGACUAAAUGCUAUUCAUGCAAAUG
Messenger RNA from Schistocerca nitens (vagrant locust), 1857 nucleotides. Its product is annotated as facilitated trehalose transporter Tret1-like. The record is from RefSeq and is a predicted model, not a curated record. The transcript has 6 exons. Gene Ontology annotation, molecular function: sugar transmembrane transporter activity. Gene Ontology annotation, biological process: carbohydrate transport; transmembrane transport. Lineage: Eukaryota; Metazoa; Arthropoda; Insecta; Orthoptera; Acrididae. The coding region runs from base 152 to 1573 and encodes 473 amino acids. Gene Ontology annotation, cellular component: membrane.